GCAAAAUGCCAAAAAUGCUUCUCCUCCAAUCGCAAUCGCCCUUUCGACUGCCUUUCUGAUCAUCGCUCCGCAGCAAUUGCCCAGCUGAGUGCUGAGCCCGGCAGCCGGGAGAUGGGGUCUUCCGGCGACUCUCGCCUUGACUUUGGUAAAAUGGAGUACGGAUGUAAGCACUACAAGAGGAGGUGCAAAAUCCGAGCGCCAUGCUGCAACGAGAUCUUCCAUUGUCGUCACUGCCACAACGAGUCCACGGUUCAGAGUAACCGUCAUGAACUCUGCCGCCACGAUGUCAAGAGGGUGAUUUGUUUGAUUUGUGAUAGCGAGCAGCCGGUGGCUAAAGUGUGCGCCAACUGUGGCGUGAAUAUGGGGGAGUAUUUUUGCGAGGUGUGCAAAUUUUACGAUGAUGACACUAAGAAGGGGCAGUAUCAUUGCGACGAGUGUGGUAUAUGCAGAGUUGGGGGCAGGGAGAAUUUCUUUCACUGCAAAAAGUGUGGAUCCUGCUAUUCAAUUGAAUUGCUUGAUAAACAUUUGUGUAUAGAGAACUCCAUGAGGCACCAUUGCCCCAUCUGCUAUGAGUAUCUUUUUGACUCGCUCCAAGAAACCAGUGUUUUGAACUGUGGACACACAAUACAUAAAGAAUGUUUCCAAGAAAUGAUAAAUCAUUCACAAUACGCUUGUCCAAUAUGCUCUAAGUCAGUAUGUGACAUGUCUAGUCAUUGGCGGAAAUUGGAUGAAGAGAUUGAAGCAACAGUGAUGCCAUCAGAUUACCGGUACAAGGUUUGGAUCCUUUGCAAUGAUUGCAACGGUAUGAGCGAAGUUUUCUUCCACAUUAUAGGCCAUAAAUGCAGCGGCUGCCAAUCUUACAACACCAGAACAGUUGCGCCACCUCCGGCAGUUCUGCAAUAGCAUAUGCUCAUGCCAUUGUAAGAUCUUUCAUAUUCUAUUUGAACGCCUAGCAUUCUUACCUAUGUGUGACUUUUUAUUGUUUGAGUGAUAAAAGGUGAAAUUAUUGAAUUGGUUAUAACAACAAUGUGCAUAUUCCUGCAUGAUUUUAGGGGCUGGAUUUGGAUCCUUUACAAUUGCCUUUGGUAUUUUUGGAUGGUUGAUUUUCUAAUUAGAGUGACUUUAAGAAGGAAUA
This is a messenger RNA of Dendrobium catenatum, 1135 nucleotides long. Its product is annotated as E3 ubiquitin-protein ligase MIEL1. The record is from RefSeq and is a predicted model, not a curated record. Gene Ontology annotation, molecular function: zinc ion binding; ubiquitin protein ligase activity. Bases 112 to 903 code for a protein of 263 amino acids. Gene Ontology annotation, biological process: protein ubiquitination; ubiquitin-dependent protein catabolic process. Lineage: Eukaryota; Viridiplantae; Streptophyta; Magnoliopsida; Asparagales; Orchidaceae. The transcript has 10 exons. Gene Ontology annotation, cellular component: nucleus.